This is a messenger RNA of Ixodes scapularis (black-legged tick), 6053 nucleotides long. RefSeq names its product sphingolipid delta(4)-desaturase DES1 (gene ifc). The coding region runs from base 116 to 1171 and encodes 351 amino acids. NCBI's taxonomy places the organism in Eukaryota, Metazoa, Arthropoda, Arachnida, Ixodida, Ixodidae. The record is from RefSeq and is a predicted model, not a curated record. The transcript is spliced from 5 exons. Gene Ontology annotation, molecular function: sphingolipid delta-4 desaturase activity. Gene Ontology annotation, biological process: ceramide biosynthetic process. Gene Ontology annotation, cellular component: membrane.
UGAAUAUCGUCGGCUUACAGAUUUUAUUUGCUGCUCAUUUUUUGUUCCCUUCGCUUGCCUGUUCGUCAGCUCGUCUGUGCUCGCCGGCUGGUCCGUGCUCGCAGAGGUGUCAAGAAUGGGUGCUCACGUUUCGAGAACAGACUUUGAAUGGGUGCACGACGACGAGCCACACGCCAGCCGACGGAAAGUGAUUCUCAAGAAGUAUCCGGAGAUCCGGCAGCUGAUGCGGCCGGAUCCCUGGUUCAAGUGGCAGGUGACGGCCAUGGUGUUCACCCAGUUCCUCAUGUUCUUCCUGCUGAGGAACGCCAGCUGGCCCACCCUCCUCCUCGCGGCCUACUUCUUCGGCGGCGUCAUUAACCAUGCCCUCAUGCUGGCCCUCCAUGAGAUUGCCCACAACCAAGCCUUUGGACACGGCGUGUUUCUCCCCAACCGGCUCUUCGGCAUCUUUGCAAACCUGCCCGUGGGCCUGCCGGCGUCGAUAUCCUUCCGCAAGUACCACCUGGAGCACCAUCGGUACCAGGGCAUACCGAGCAAGGACGCGGACUUGCCGACAGAGCUGGAGGCGAAGCUGUUCUGCUACACGGGCACCAAGCUGCUCUGGAUCAUCCUGCAGCCCUUCUUCUACGCCUUGCGCCCGGUGCUUGUCUACCCCAAGCCGGUCACCGGCCUGGAGGUGGUCAAUUUCCUUGUCCAGCUGGCCUUCGACGUCCUCAUCUACAAGUUCUGCGGUGGCAGGGUGCUCUUCUACAUGAUUGGGGGCUCCCUGAUGGCCAUGGGACUGCACCCGGUGGCGGGCCACUUUGUCUCGGAGCACUACAUGUUCAAGAAGGGCUACGAGACCUACUCAUACUACGGCUGCCUCAACUGGGUCACCUUCAACGUGGGCUACCAUAUGGAGCACCACGACUUCCCCGGUGUGCCCGGCUCCAAGCUUCCCCUGGUGAAGAAGAUAGCGGGGGAGUUCUACGACGACCUCCCCCAGCACAACUCGUGGGUCCAGGUGCUGUACGACUUCAUCAUGGACCCCGACAUCGGGCCGUACGCACGCAUCAAGCGGAGGGAAGCCGUCGCGCACGGCACCAACGGAGCGCCCCCGUCUUCCGGCGCCGGAGACAGCACCGAAGCGAUUGCCGAGAGGCUCUUUGCCUCUGGCUUCGAGAAGCAGGACUGAGGCCGAGAGACUCCGGGGGCGUCUUUUUGUUUUUUCGUCGCCCUUAGUUAGAGACGGAAUGUAUGCGGGAUCGGCCGAACCACCGUGCUCACUGGCAAGGGAUUUGAGUCAACCGUGGUUGGCGCCGGGUCAGGAACACGGUGGAAACUCCGGCUGCAGCACGCGCUCUUUGCUUUCUGCCAGGCUUUCACUUUGAGUGUGAUGAAGUGUUAGCAAAGGUGCUUGCGUUGGAGGCGGAGCAUAUACUGGGAUCCUAACCCGUCACUGACUAUAGGACACAGUGUGUGUGUCCGAGGAAAUAGUAAAAGCAGUAAGGAUAAACUACUUGGAGAGAGACUCGCAACUCUUUUAAAGGGCAACUCCGGUGGGAAAUGAAACCAAUAUGAACGACCGGCGUCGCUUUAGCGGCACGAAACAGGAUUACAGUCGUAAUGUUACAUCGGGGUGAAGCCGCAUGUUCCUCAAAACCGAUUUUCAAGGUGCGACCGGCUGCUCUUUAGCGGGUGGCAUGCGGGUUAGCCGUGAGUCGAGCAACACUGGGCGACACGUACCGAAGCACCGCUGUGAUGUCGCGUCGCUGCCAUACAGCUGAUGAUCAGUGUUGCCGUCCCUCUCGACCAGAUGGUUUCAGUUUUGCAAUAGACGCCCAAAAUCAAACUUUAAGCCGCAAUAUUUUGUUAAAUCUACGCGGAAUAUGGAAAAAAAAAAAUUAUAACUUGUAAUUCGGGGACACUGCCCAUCUGAAAACAAUCGUAAUCACAGGUUACAAAAUAUUGACCAGAGUUGCCCUUUCACAAGCAACAACGGUGCAAGUCUCCGUCUCUGCAAGUGUUUUCUUCUUUACGUUUUUACUAUGACCAGCGUCAAAUUUGUUGUAUGAGGAUUUAGGCUGUGGGGAAUGAGCCUGCCUUUCACAAGGCUUUCAUCAUCUCCAGUAUUGAUGAGCAAUUUGGCCGGUGCAGUACGAUACUGCUAACUCUAAAGUGGAACUCAACCAAAUCUUUUUAAAGUCCUCCGCAUCAAUUUGAUUUCACUUCAUAAACUGUCAGCCACUCUAAUUUAUAAAAACAAUUUAUUUUUGCAUGCUGUUUUCUUUUAUUUAUCAUGUAAUGUUUAGUGGACAACUUCGCUUUACUAGCAACGCUGGUAAAUAUACUCGUUCCCUAGGCAUCGAUGUCAUCAGCGGGGCGGCAGUAAAGUCGAAGUUAGGGAUGUGGUAUUUUUAACUGGACACUUCAUGGCACUGUUGGCACAAACGCGACAUCGGCGCUUUGUCGCAUUUUGCCGAGACUCAAUGUUGACAGGCAUUUAGCUUUUACGGCAGUCAUUUGAUUCUAAGAAAAAAAAAAAGUUACUUUUCUGCACUAUGUGGCAAAAUCGGUAACAUGGAAUGUAUUGUUUGUCACUUUGCGGUGACGCUGCAGGUGAACUUGUUACUCGUCUUUUGCCUUGAUGGCACGAGCAUCGUCGUGCUCAGUAUCUCUAAAAGAAAGCCCUGCCAAAGCUAGCGCCCCGACAGGAGAAGAACGCAAAGUUUGCGCCUCUUGCGGUAGUCGCACGUCCCAUCUUUGACACUGCUAUUUGUGAUGACGCGGCAAAGCCGCUUUUUCCAUGCGCGCUCUUUGCGCAGUCGAUUCGGCGAAGAAUGGACAACCGGAGGUACCCCAAUUCGAGUGCUUCCACGCUUCAUUCGGUGUCUUCUUAUAGUGGUAAAAUUUUCUGUGAUGCUCGUGCACUACAGGAAUGCGUGUUGCAGGGAUGUGCAUUACAGGAAUGUGUGGUAGAGGAUUACAAAUGGCAGGAUGCCGCUGGGAGCCAGCCCUACAACACAUUCCGUGUUAUAACUGGCAAUCGCGGUGUCUGUGCUGUGCUAACAGUGUCUUGCCGUAUAAUGUCGCAACAGAUUUACAGGCACUGAGACGCCAUAAAUGGUUUCUACUUUUUCAUUACCCCCGCUUUCCUCGACUGCUUAUUAGUGGAGGACUCUACUCGGUACAGCAUUUUCUGGUUUACCAUACUUGUGGCUUCGUAGAAGUUAGUAACUCUAAGUUAUGUGCGUUUUGCUACGACGCAGAGUCGUGCCGUCGCGUGCAAGUGGAAGGAAGUCGGAGAGUUCCGACAGAGUGAGAGUUUGUGGGCGUCGUCGCGACCCUUCGGCAAAGACGACUCGUAGAAGAAUGGCGCUCGUGGAAAGCUUGGGCAGUGUGUGUUCCGAGUGUGUGAGUACUCACUUCAGACAUCGAGUAGAUAGUAUCCCAUGAAAGUGUCCCAUCUGCCAAGAACGAGUUGUGAAUGUGGCUGAAAGAGAACCUGGGGUGGCCGCCAAACAUGGUGCCCCUCCGCUCGUGUUGGGAAUGGACUAGUUUGCGUGAUGCUGUGAGUAUGAAUUGCAUACGAAUGUACAGGAAGUGACGAGCCAGUUUUGUCUGGUACAAAAGGCCAGGGUGCUAGCAAAGGUUGUCGCGCGAUGUCGAGAUCUAGGAAAGGUAUUUUUCAUUAUAUUAGAUUUGUGGUUUCUGUCAGUUAGUUUUUUUCAUACAUUUUACACCUGUCUGGCAUUUCGUUGAAACGGACCUUUACUACGUUUUUUCACGUGAAUCCGGUAACUGUAAAGGGACCAUGAAGCAUUUUUUCUUCAUUUUGCUAAACACCGUCUAGUCGUAAAAAGCUUCUUGUGAAAAUGAAUUUUUAAAAGAUUGGCAGCCACCUUUGUCCUUAAACUUAUCAUUCAUCAAAUGCAGUAUUAAAAAAAACCUAAAAAGGAAAAACUUUUUGGUUUUUUUAAGAGAGCUAUUGUAUAAAUGUGUUUAGAAGACUGUAAACGGUCGUGAUCAUUUUCCUGUUGAUUUUGGUGGGGAAUUGGACGUCGCACGAGCACGUCACGGUGUCGAGUCGCGGCGUCAUGCGACACCAAUUUACCCGCUAAAUUCAGCAGGCAAGUGCACGGACGAACGGACAGAUGUACGAAGUUCUGGGGUGUCAUUAAAAAGCAUUCCCCGCUUCGGAUAGUCCCCGUUUGCGGAAUUUUACGGUGGAAAAAAAAGUUUCUAGUUCCUCGUCCUCGUGGGCGAUACUUCAGUCGUGUCCCACUAUACUCGUUGUCACAUCAAGGAAAAAAGGAAGUUUUGCAUAUUAUUUGUGCGAAGGAAUUUUUACAAGAUUUGGUCACCGAAAAAAAAGCAAUGCUUUUGGCGUUUGGAACGCGUACAACUCGAUAAAAUAACAUAAAGCUAAUCUAAGCUGCACCUAGAUAUACUGUAAAACCCUUAAUGUCCCCGAAUUCCGCGAAUUGAGAAAUUCGCGAAAUUUAAGGGCCCGCGACAAUUCCUGUCUUUAAGGGGCGAUACAACAAUUUUUGUACUUUGCGCAAAUACUGCUUGAAACGGAUCCCUGAUGUUAAUGACCCAUGAAACACGCGUUUGUUUUUCACCCCACGCAAUAGAAGUUCCAGAAAAAAAUUAAAGAAAAACGAGCACCGUUCACCCCCUCAACUCGCAGCAAGAACAAGCGGCCACGUGAUCUGGAGCCGAUUAUAUGCCGCCAAUAUUGAUCAUAGCCACGCGCUAGGAUUGGCAAAGCACAGGACAUGCGCCGAGUUUCAGACAUUGUUAUGGCUCGGCUAUUGUCGUCGUUGCAGCGAUCGGACACUGGCCACUACCCGAAUGCAUGUCGAGGCAUCGAUUGUCACGAGCCCAGAUUGAAUGUGUACGCAGUCUUCGCGUCCACUGUGUGAGCAGCAUUUGAAUAUUGUCACAGCUGAGAUCGCAAAGCUCGAUGACGCAUUCCUGGGGAUCGUACUGUUGCCAUUGUCCCCACAGCUCCGUCAUCAAAUUUCGCGAAGGAGCAAAAGGCGGUUUUGGAAGGAGAGAUUAAAAGAAAAGUUCCGCUUUCAUCCUUUGAAUUCCGCCGCGAUGAAGACGCUUCUUGGUCAGUGGUGUUGCGUUCGAGUAUUCUUGGGUUCCACUAGUGCCAGGAGGCUGGUGUAAAGUAAAUAUUUCUACUAAAUGUCGUUGCACAGCCCCUUUAAGUUUCAAUGCAGGCAUCUGGAAUUUGCGAAAUUUAAUAGCUGUGAUGAUGUACUCUUUGACCGAUUCGCGAAAAAUUGCAGCCGCAAUAUUAAAUGGUUCUACAGUAUCUUCAUUCGACGCUUGAAGGAGGAAAUUCUUGAUGUUCCCGAGAGGAGCCAGAGACUUUUAACGUGAUCGCAUUAACGAGCUCACGUCGCAGAGAAGCCGGCGUCGGUGGCAUGCGCUAAAAUCCACGAUUGGUCGAUAGGGUCAUGACAUCGCAGCCACAUGACCUCGCGAGAGAAGUUCAAACAACCCACAAAGCUCGCGUCAAAUGCGACGUCAUUCAUGGAAUGGAAGUGAUUAAAAAACGUGAUAUUUAAUGUGAAUUAAAGGCACAUCUCAAAUGAUUUCACUUUAUAAAGUAAUUCACUUGCCCUAAAGAAAAAUUUAAGAUUUUUUAGGUGGGAUUCGAACCCACGACUUUUAAUUUGUGGGUUUGAAUCCCACAAAAAAUUCCUCUUGUAAUUCUCACUGCGGGUCUUGAUGUGAAUACGAGUAUAGGCGACGAGCAGUUAGUAAAACUCGUGCCGAAUAUCAUUUCAUGGUCCCGUUAACACAUGUCGGAACUUUUCUGGAACGUGCGCUAAAGGUCUAAACGGUCGCUACGAGCACAAUCGCGAGCCUACGGCACAUUAAUCCCAUCUCCCAAAAUACACCCGGUAUCCCGUAAGCCCGGCAAUACGACUUUCUCCUAAUGCCAGUUGUGUCCGUUGCAUCCUCCACGUGGUCUUGUAAAUAUUUGUACAGCUUGUCUGAAAAGACUUGUCGAAGAAACUCGGACCGCAAUAAAGAACGAUUGGUGACACUUUUAA